CAACAUUGACAUUUGAACAUCGUGUGUGGAGGGGUAAUUACCACGUGCGAACGAUAUUUGUUAUUGGUUCUCAAAAAUGUUAAAAGUGAGAUCAAAACACGAGUCCUCUAGCUCAAAGCGCAACAGAUCCGUCGGUAAGAAAUCGAAGAAACGUUUCCAUCAACGAAUAGACGCAACAAGCACGAAAUCGAAAGUCAAAGUCAAAAAGCAUCGGAUACAUACCGCGGAAUCGUCAAAACAGACUGGAUCGAAUGACCAGCCGUCAAUGACAGCGUACGAGUAUUAUGUUCAGUGUCGAGCCAAAAAUGAAGAAUUGCGAAAGAAACGGAUAAGCAGUCAAAUGCGAGGACCAAUUAGUAAGAAACGAAUGAGAGCUCUUCAUGCUCUAAAAUCUCGCACGAAAAGUCCACGGCCCGCUGAAGACAUCGAGAUCUACGACGUGUUAAAUGAGGAAGUUGAGGGUGAAUCAGAUUUGGAGCAGGAAAUUGAAGAGAUAUCAAUGGAAAUUGAAAGCGACUCAAACGACAGUUCAAGCGGUGACAUUCUCACCGGUUCCAAUGCAUCCCCACAAUUUUUCACUUCGACGAAUUCGACUCAAGUUCUGUUGCUGUUGAAAGGCAAAAUUUACUUCCACGGUGCAUUGAAAAUUCGUUUACUGGCCGGUGAGGUGUGCAUACUCGGACAUGAUUUGCAAUCGAAUGAAACCGUUACGGCUUAUUCACCGCGUGGACAUAGUUUUCUCUAUUUGGCACCGUCGUCCCAGCAGCAAACGAAUGAAGGUGAAACCAUUGAUCCGAUGGAACAGUUAAACGUUCAGUUGAGAAAACUGUCGAAUCGUUUCCUUCGAGCAGACCUAAAGGAAAUCAUUUCGAAUUUUGAUCGGUCCACGGAUGCUGUCCUGUUGUUGGAAGGUGACAUCAGCAAAAGCAUUUUUAUGAUCGAGAAUUACAUGAAGGAAGCGGUCUUUCCGAAUGUGAACACGUUCUCACUGCGACCAUUUCAUCAGUCCGAGUCGAUAGUCCGAAGUCAAUUCAUGCUUCACACGUCAAGCGGAAGUGGCCUGAAAAUCAAUCCACAGUGGCAAGACAUUGCGAUGACAUCGACCAGUCGGCAUGUAAUCAUUGGUGGCAAGGGCGUUGGAAAGUCGACGUUCUUGCGAUAUUUUGUGAAUCGGAAUUUAACAAAAUUCAAAAACGUUUUACUGAUCGAUCUGGACAUCGGGCAGCCGGAAAUGUUUCUACCGCAAACGGUCAGCGCUACUGUAAUCACCGAACCGAUAUUAGGACCAGGCUAUUUACGAAAUAAGUCACCGCACAAGUCGUACCUGUUCGGCGAUGUGAACGUCCUGGUGUCGUCGAUCAAAUAUCUGAAAUGUGUGCUGAAACUGCUGAAAUAUUGCCAGUCCGUCGACGAGUUCAGAUCGAUGCCAUGGGUCGUCAAUACAAUGGGCUACAGUCGGGGAUUUGGUUUGGAGUUGAUUGUGGCUAUUCUACGGACGCUAAAGCCCACCGAUUUGGUUCAGAUUCAGGCUGGUCGCGAGGAAAAUAAUUUCGAUAAAGUUCUGCUUGCCGAUGAGGUUAACAAUUUCCGGUUCGAUUUCUUUGAUGAAGAAGUCCGUGACGUGGACAGUCAUUGUACAUAUUCAACGCAUAUCUGUGACUCAAUGUCGGUGACGAAUAGGAAACGCGUAUGGGACAUAUCACCGAAAGACCUUCGCUACGCAACGAUUCUGUCGAAACUGGGGAAUAUUCUGAAGGGAAACGCUAAAUGGAUAACGGAUGUGAAGCCGGUUUGUGCAUCGUUGGAGGAUAUCAAAAUUGUUAUUGUAAAUGACGACAACAUCGGUCCGGAUUUGCGAUCGAAAACCAUUAACGGAAAUUUAGUCUACCUGUGCCGGUCGAACGAUGACGAUACUGAUGAUAUACUGGAAUGUUACGGACUGGGUAUCGUCAGAUCCGUCGAAACGGCAAACAGUAAAGUGUUCCUUUUAUCAUCAAUUAGUACCGAUGAACUUCGGCAUGUGAAUGCAUUGGCUAUAUGUAGUAUACCGCUGCCAACAUCUAUUCUGAUCAGUCAAAGUACCAAAAUCACCGGAAUGGUUCCGUACGCCUAUUCCAGCGAUAAUUUUAUCGGUUCCAAACAAAUUGUGCCUAUAACGUACAGACCUGAUAAGCAAAAGUCCAGAGCAACUGUGAAAUGAGUAGAAGGAAUGGGAGAGAUAUUUUGGAAGGAAAAUAUAUUUUCGGGUGUAAA
Bradysia coprophila is the source of this 2253-nucleotide messenger RNA. RefSeq names its product polynucleotide 5'-hydroxyl-kinase Nol9-like. Gene Ontology annotation, molecular function: polynucleotide 5'-hydroxyl-kinase activity. The record is from RefSeq and is a predicted model, not a curated record. NCBI's taxonomy places the organism in Eukaryota, Metazoa, Arthropoda, Insecta, Diptera, Sciaridae. Gene Ontology annotation, cellular component: nucleus. Gene Ontology annotation, biological process: cleavage in ITS2 between 5.8S rRNA and LSU-rRNA of tricistronic rRNA transcript (SSU-rRNA, 5.8S rRNA, LSU-rRNA).